Messenger RNA from Elephantulus edwardii (Cape elephant shrew), 5582 nucleotides. It is a transcript of the gene ROBO2, whose product is annotated as roundabout, axon guidance receptor, homolog 2 (Drosophila). Gene Ontology annotation, molecular function: protein binding. The record is from RefSeq and is a predicted model, not a curated record. The transcript is spliced from 26 exons. Lineage: Eukaryota; Metazoa; Chordata; Mammalia; Macroscelidea; Macroscelididae. The coding region runs from base 1 to 4125 and encodes 1374 amino acids.
AUGAGUCUGCUGAUGUUUACACAACUACUGUUCUAUGGAUUUUUAUAUAUUCGGGUUGAUGGAUCUCGUCUUCGCCAGGAAGACUUUCCCCCACGGAUUGUGGAGCACCCAUCAGAUGUCAUAGUCUCUAAGGGAGAGCCCACCACUUUGAACUGCAAGGCAGAAGGCCGGCCAACACCCACCAUCGAGUGGUACAAGGAUGGGGAGCGCGUGGAGACUGACAAAGAUGAUCCGCGCUCCCAUAGGAUGCUUCUGCCCAGUGGAUCCUUGUUCUUCUUGCGCAUUGUGCAUGGGCGCCGAAGUAAACCUGAUGAGGGAAGCUACGUCUGUGUGGCAAGGAACUACCUUGGCGAAGCAGUGAGCCGAAAUGCAUCGCUGGAAGUGGCAUUGUUGCGAGAUGACUUCCGGCAAAACCCCACCGACGUUGUGGUGGCGGCAGGAGAGCCUGCCAUUCUGGAGUGCCAGCCUCCUCGGGGCCACCCUGAACCCACCAUCUACUGGAAGAAAGACAAAGUCCGAAUAGAUGAUAAAGAAGAAAGAAUAAGUAUCCGUGGUGGAAAAUUGAUGAUCUCCAAUACCAGAAAAAGUGAUGCAGGGAUGUAUACUUGUGUUGGUACCAAUAUGGUGGGAGAAAGAGACAGCGAUCCAGCAGAGCUCACUGUCUUUGAACGACCAACAUUUCUCAGGAGGCCGAUUAACCAGGUGGUCCUGGAGGAAGAAGCUGUAGAAUUUCGAUGUCAGGUCCAAGGAGAUCCUCAUCCCACUGUAAGGUGGAAGAAGGAUGAUGCAGACUUGCCAAGAGGAAGAUAUGACAUCAGAGAUGAUUACACAUUGAGAAUUAAAAAAGCCAUGAGUUCAGAUGAAGGCACCUACAUGUGUGUUGCUGAGAAUCGGGUUGGAAAAGUAGAAGCCACUGCUACUCUCACUGUCAGAGCUCCACCACAGUUUGUGGUUAGGCCAAGAGAUCAGAUUGUUGCUCAAGGUCGAACGGUGACAUUUCCCUGUGAAACAAAAGGGAACCCGCAGCCGGCUGUGUUUUGGCAGAAAGAGGGCAGCCAGAACCUGCUUUUCCCAAACCAACCCCAGCAGCCCAACAGUAGGUGCUCCGUGUCACCAACUGGAGAUCUCACAAUCACCAACAUUCAGAGAUCAGAUGCAGGUUACUACAUCUGCCAGGCCCUGACGGUGGCAGGGAGCAUCCUCGCAAAAGCUCAACUGGAGGUCACUGAUGUUUUGACAGAUAGACCUCCACCUAUAAUUCUACAAGGUCCAGCAAACCAAACGCUAGCGGUAGAUGGUACAGCAUUACUGAAAUGUAAGGCAACUGGUGAUCCUCCUCCUGUAAUUAGCUGGUUAAAGGAAGGAUUUACUUUUCUGGGUAGAGAUCCAAGAGCAACAAUACAAGAGCAAGGAACACUGCAAAUUAAGAAUUUACGGAUUUCUGAUACUGGCACAUACACUUGUGUGGCCACAAGCUCAAGUGGGGAGACCUCUUGGAGUGCUGUACUGGAUGUGACCGAAUCUGGAGCAACAAUCAGUAAAAAUUAUGACUUGAAGGACUUGCCAGGACCACCAUCCAAACCACAGGUCACUGAUGUGUCUAAGAGCAGCGUCACAUUGUCCUGGCAACCAGGUACCCCUGGUGCCCUUCCAGCAAGCUCUUAUAUCAUUGAGGCGUUCAGCCAAUCGGUGAGCAAUAGCUGGCAGACGGUGGCAAACCAUGUGAAGAGCACCCUCUACACUGUCAGAGGACUGAGGCCUAACACAAUCUACUUAUUCAUGGUCAGAGCUAUCAACCCGCAAGGUCUUAGUGACCCCAGCCCAAUGUCCGAUCCUGUGCGCACACAAGAUAUCAGCCCACCAGCACAAGGAGUGGACCAUAGACAAGUACAGAAAGAACUGGGAGAUGUCAGUGUCCGUCUUCAUACCCCAGUUGUAUUGACCCCCACUACGGUUCAAGUCACAUGGACAGUGGAUCGCCAGCCCCAGUUUAUUCAAGGCUACCGGAUCAUGUAUCGUCAGACUUCUGGCCUGCAGGCUACAUUGGCGUGGCAGAAUUUAGAUGCCAAAGUCCCAACUGAAAGAAAUGCUGUGUUAGUCAAUCUGAAAAAGGGAGUGACUUAUGAAAUUAAAGUUCGACCAUAUUUUAAUGAGUUCCAAGGAAUGGAUAGUGAAUCUAAAAUUGUUCGUACUACUGAAGAAGCUCCAAGUGCACCUCCACAGUCAGUCACUGUGCUGACAGUUGGAAGCCAUAAUAGCACAAGCAUCAGUGUUUCCUGGGAUCCUCCUCCUCCAGAUCAUCAGAACGGAAUCAUCCAAGAAUACAAGAUCUGGUGUUUGGGAAAUGAAACUCGAUUUCAUAUCAACAAAACUGUGGAUGCAGCCAUUCGGUCUGUUAUAAUUGGUGGAUUAUUCCCAGGUAUUCAGUAUCGAGUAGAAGUUGCAGCUAGCACCAGUGCAGGGGUUGGGGUAAAGAGUGAGCCCCAGCCAAUAAUAAUUGGAGGACGCAAUGAGGUUGUCAUUACUGAAAACAAUAACAGCAUAACUGAACAGAUCACUGAUGUUGUGAAGCAACCAGCUUUUAUAGCUGGCAUUGGUGGUGCCUGCUGGGUAAUUUUGAUGGGUUUUAGCAUCUGGUUGUACUGGAGAAGAAAGAAAAGAAAGGGACUCAGUAAUUACGCUGUUACAUUUCAAAGAGGAGAUGGCGGACUAAUGAGCAAUGGAAGCCGCCCAGGACUUCUAAACGCAGGUGAUCCCAGUUAUCCGUGGCUUGCUGAUUCCUGGCCAGCCACAAGCUUACCUGUAAACAAUAGCAACAGUGGCCCUAAUGAGAUUGGGAAUUUUGGACGCGGAGAUGUGCUGCCACCAGUUCCAGGCCAAGGGGAUAAAACAGCAACGAUGCUCUCAGAUGGAGCCAUUUACAGCAGCAUUGACUUCACGACCAAAACUACUUACAACAGUUCCAGCCAAAUCACACAGGCUACCCCAUAUGCCACGACACAGAUCUUGCAUUCCAAUAGCAUUCAUGAGUUGGCUGUCGAUCUGCCUGAUCCACAGUGGAAAAGCUCAAUUCAGCAAAAGACAGAUCUGAUGGGAUUUGGCUAUUCUCUACCUGAUCAAAACAAAGGUAACAAUGGUGGGAAAGGUGGAAAAAAGAAGAAAAAUAAAAACUCUUCUAAACCACAGAAAAACAAUGGAUCAACCUGGGCGAAUGUCCCGCUACCUCCUCCCCCAGUUCAGCCCCUUCCUGGCACGGAACUAGAACACUAUGCAGUGGAACAGCAAGAAAAUGGCUAUGACAGUGAUAGCUGGUGCCCACCUUUACCAGUACAAACAUACCUGCACCAGGGUAUGGAAGAUGAACUGGAAGAAGACGAUGAUCGAGUCCCAACACCACCUGUCCGAGGCGUGGCUUCGUCACCUGCUAUAUCCUUUGGGCAACAGUCCACUGCAACUCUUACUCCAUCCCCACGAGAAGAGAUGCAACCCAUGCUGCAGGCUCAUCUGGAUGAGUUGACAAGGGCCUAUCAGUUUGACAUAGCAAAGCAAACAUGGCACAUUCCAAGCAAUAAUCAGCCUCCACAGCCCCCGGUUCCACCAUUAGGGUAUGUGUCCGGAGCCUUGAUUUCUGAUUUGGAAACAGAUGUUCCAGAUGAUGAUGCUGAUGAUGAAGAGGAAGCUCUAGAAAUCCCCAGGCCCCUGCGAGCAUUAGAACAGACGCCAGGAUCCAGCAUGGACAAUCUCGACAGCUCUGUGACAGGCAAAGCCUUUACCUCCUCUCAAAGACCUCGACCAACCAGCCCAUUUUCUACUGAUAGUAACACCAGUGCCGCUCUGAGUCAAAGUCAGAGGCCUAGGCCCACAAAAAAACACAAGGGAGGACGAAUGGACCAACAGCCAGCAUUGCCUCAUCGAAGGGAAGGAGCACCAGAUGAGGAGACCUUGGUGCCCUACAGCAAGCCCAGUUUCCCAUCACCUGGCGGCCACAGCUCAUCAGGAACAGCUUCCUCAAAAGGAUCCACAGGACCCAGGAAAGCUGAGGUAUUGAGGGGAGGCCACCAGCGCAAUGCCAGCGACCUUCUUGACAUAGGAUAUAUGGGCUCAAAUAGUCAAAAUGAAUUAUAGUAACUGAGAGGAGACAUGCAAAGCUGCUCUGAAGGACCAUCAGGUCUGAACUCAUGGAAGUGAUGACACUAAACAGUGCAAUGAACAAUUUAUUUAUGUACUAUUAAAAGAACUGUAAAUGCAAUGUAAAGACACACAGCCACACAUAUCCCACAGAUAUUUUACUUGUGUUCCUCUCUUAAGUACACCACCCACCUUAACUCUUUCUUGUCAGGAGUAUAUAAAAAAGAAAGAAAGCAAAACUCUCCCUCAUGAAGAAAAAGAUUUUUCCUCUGUAUAUAAUUUCUUUUGUGCAUUGCUAUGCAAGCUCACUCUUUUUAGCUCUGUUCAUAUUAUUGUCUGUUCUUAUUGGUCUGUUGUACUAUAUGUGAAUUAAUAGGCUGUGGUGCCAUAUAUUAACUUUUAAUUGUGUAACUUUUAUGUUUAAAUUUUGCACUGCAAUUUUAUUUGGUGAUAAGCACAAAUCUCUACUCCUCGUGACAUGAAGAAUAAGACUGAAUGUGAAGGGAGUUUCUGUACUGUAAGCUAGGUUCGGUGAUGCUGGAUGUAACCAAUCUCGUUAGAUGGUUUUCAUUUGGGGGUGUAGAAAUAGAAAGAUGCAAAGGAACAGUGGUGCUGGUGAAAGUCUUCUUUGAACAUCAGGGACUGAGUCAAUAAUAAACCAGAAAGGUGGCUUUUACAGUUGAAAAAAAAGCAGGGGUCAGAAGAAGGAGGAAAAUGUCUUAAGACUAAAUAUGCAUUUAAAUAUACAGGUAGCAAAGAUGUACUAAACUUGAUUAAAAAUGAAACGGGAAAGAAGACACCAACUUAACCUGUCAUUGUAGUUAAUCCAUUUGAGAAUGAAAAUAAACAGAGGGAAUUAAGGUGUUUCACAAAAGCUGUAUUUAUAUUACAGGUUUUUUUUUUUAAAAAAAGAAUCUUCUGAACAACCGUAAUUAAUCUCUCUAACUCAUUAAGUCAGAAUAUAAAAUGAAUUUCCCCAAGGAAACAAACAAAAUGAACUCUAGACUGUCUAGCAUAUAGUUAAAGAGGCAAUUUAUUAUUAGGGCAUACUCAGGCUGCUUCCAAAUAUAAACACUAUUGCAAAAUCAUGUUUCAUCUUCCUAAUACAUGUACAGUCCACACUAGGGGAUGGAGCUGCAUCACUUAAAACCUUGACUUUCUAAAAACAACGCAGUCUAUAUACAUUUUUGUGUUUUGAUUAAAAAUGCAAAGCUUAUGCCCCCAAACAUACAGCCAAAUUGAAAGUGCUUUAAAAAGCAGUGCUCGAGUAUGUUCAGUUUUCACUAAGUAGUUUAUUGGAAUAAAUAUUUUAUGGUACAUUUUCAGAAAUUGGCCGCGAACUAAAAUAUCUUUGACUCAUUUUGAAUGAGUAAAUUGAAAAGAAAAAUUCAAAAGGAAAAAAAUGCAUGUUUAUACACUUUUUAAAUAAAACCAAACCUUGUAAGUGGACAUUA